Molecule: messenger RNA, 3650 nt
Organism: Elgaria multicarinata webbii
Lineage: Eukaryota; Metazoa; Chordata; Lepidosauria; Squamata; Anguidae
Gene: FERMT2
Product: FERM domain containing kindlin 2
Exons: 16
Coding region: 281-2356 (691 amino acids)
Biological process (GO): cell-matrix adhesion; integrin-mediated signaling pathway
Cellular component (GO): extrinsic component of cytoplasmic side of plasma membrane; focal adhesion
Molecular function (GO): integrin binding
Source: RefSeq, a predicted model, not a curated record
CGCCGCCUGCCAGCCUUUCCCCGCCUCCUCCUCCUCCCCCUCCCUCCCUCCUCCUCUCGCAAUCCCCUCAGGCGGCGCCCCCGGGGGCGGGGAAGGCUUCAGCGGGGCGGCCGUGGCGGCUCCUGUCCUGGCUGAGUGGCGGCGUCCGCAGGGGAGGAGAAGCGGAACGAAGCAGCCUCGGGGACGGGGACGCGGGCAAAGGAGAGCGGCGGCGGCUCGUCCUCGGUCUCCAUUCGCAGCCCCGCUGUAGGGACGUUCACACGCGCAGGAAGGAGGAACGAUGGCUCUGGACGGUAUACGGAUGCCAGAUGGCUGCUAUGCGGAUGGGACGUGGGAGUUAAACGUCCAUGUCACAGACCUGAACAGAGAUGUAACUCUGAGGGUCACAGGGGAGGUCCACAUUGGUGGCGUCAUGCUGAAACUGGUGGAAAAACUUGAUGUCAAGAGGGAUUGGUCUGACCAUGCCCUGUGGUGGGAAAAGAAGAGAACCUGGCUCCUUAAAACUCACUGGACCCUGGAUAAGUAUGGAAUACAAGCUGAUGCAAAGCUGCAGUUCACUCCUCAGCACAAACUUCUCCGACUUCAACUUCCCAACAUGAAGUAUGUGAAGGUGAAAGUCAACUUCUCUGACAGAGUCUUCAAGGCAGUAUCUGACAUCUGCAAGACCUUUAAUAUCAGACAUCCCGAAGAACUCUCCCUCUUGAGGAAGCCAAGGGAUCCAACAAAGAAGAAAAAGAAAAAGCUGGAUGACCAGUCUGAAGAUGAGACACUUGAGCUGGAAGGUCCAUUAAUCACGCCUGGAUCAGGCUCUGAUGUUCUUUACAUCGGCCCAGUGAAAGGGAGCAUUUAUUCAAGCCCUGGGCUCUAUAGCAAAACCAUGACACCAACGUACGAUUCUCAUGACGGGAGCCCUUUGUCGCCAACUUCAGCUUGGUUUGGAGAUAGUGCUUUGUCAGAAGGGAAUCCAGGUAUACUUGCCGUCAGCCAGCCAAUCACAUCCCCAGAAAUCCUAGCCAAAAUGUACAAGCCUCAAGCGCUUCUGGAUAAGGCCAAGAUCAACCAGGGGUGGCUGGAUUCUUCAAGGUCACUUAUGGAGCAAGACGUGAAGGAGAAUGAAGCCUUGCUUCUCCGGUUCAAAUACUACAGCUUCUUUGAUUUGAAUCCUAAGUACGAUGCAAUCAGAAUCAACCAGCUGUUUGAACAGUCAAAAUGGGCUAUUCUUUUGGAAGAAAUAGAGUGCACGGAGGAGGAGAUGAUGAUGUUUGCAGCAUUGCAGUACCACAUCAAUAAGCUAUCAAUCAUGUCAUCUGAAAAUCACUUGAACAACAGCGACAAAGAGGUUGAUGAAGUUGAUGCUGCCCUUUCUGACCUGGAGAUUACUCUGGAAGGAGGGAAGACAUCCACAAUUCUGGGUGACAUCACUUCGAUCCCAGAGCUUGCUGACUACAUUAAAGUGUUCAAGCCAAAGAAGCUGACACUGAAGGGUUAUAAGCAGUAUUGGUGUACCUUCAAAGAUACAUCUAUCUCCUGUUACAAGAGCAAAGAAGAAUCCAACGGGACUCCAGCUCACCAGAUGAACUUGAGAGGGUGUGAGGUGACUCCUGAUGUCAACAUCUCUGGUCAGAAAUUUAACAUAAAACUUUUGAUCCCUGUUGCUGAGGGCAUGAACGAAAUUUGGCUCCGUUGUGAUAACGAGAAGCAGUACGGGCACUGGAUGGCAGCUUGCCGGCUUGCCUCCAAGGGCAAAACCAUGGCAGACAGUUCAUAUAACUUGGAAGUUCAGAACAUCCUGUCUUUUCUGAAAAUGCAACAUCUGAACCCAGAUCCACAGAUAAUUACUGAGCAGGUCACGACGGAUAUCAAUCCUGAAUGUCUGGUUUCCCCAAGAUACCUGAAGAAGUACAAGAACAAGCAGAUCACUGCCCGGAUCUUGGAGGCGCACCAGAACGUGGCUCAGAUGAGCCUCAUUGAAGCCAAAAUGAGAUUUAUACAAGCGUGGCAGUCCCUGCCAGAGUUUGGCAUCACCCACUUCAUUGCAAGGUUCCAAGGGGGCAAGAAGGAGGAGCUUAUUGGGAUCGCCUACAAUCGGCUGAUCCGGAUGGAUGCCAGCACCAGCGACGCCAUCAAGACGUGGCGCUUCAGCAACAUGAAGCAGUGGAACGUGAACUGGGAAAUAAAGAUGGUAACGGUAGAAUUUGCCGAUGAUGUUCGAGUGUCCUUCAUCUGCACUGAAGUGGAUUGCAAAGUGGUGCAUGAGUUCAUUGGGGGCUACAUUUUCCUGUCCACGCGUGCAAAAGACCAGAAUGAAAGCUUAGACGAAGAGAUGUUCUACAAACUGACCAGUGGCUGGGUGUGAGUUGGAGGAGAUCUCCUGUACUGACAUAAACUCAAUGGCCAUAUUAAUAUUUAACUUCAAAAGCUGUUAUUUGAAAUAUGCUGCUUAAUCAAGUUAAGCUUGAAGUGUAUCUUUUCUUUUUAAUAUCAUGGAAACCUUUGCAUUAGCAGACCAGUUUGUAUGUGCACUAAACAGCACUUCUGUUAAUCUGCUAGGACAAGACCACAUAAUGCCUACGCUUGUGCCUCUUUUCCUCCUCACUCAGCAAGACAGCCAUGGUGGGGGGGCUGAUCAGGUUAAUUUCUGACAGAUGUAAGCUAACCAAAUCAGUAAAAAAACAAAACUCUAAAGCCAUCUAACUAUAAAGAUACCCAGGGCCUAAUCUAUAUGAAGUCUAUUUAUCAUGUUUAAUGCAUGUUUUGUGAGGUUUUUAAGCAAAUAUAUAUAUAUUGUAAAAUUGACAACCAUGUGUUCAACAUCCUUCCUAAUUUUAGGGUAGAAUUUUUUGGUGUGCAAUCCAGGAAGGCCUUUUUGCUGCCCCUCUUUCCCCAUUCACUUCAAUGGGGGGGGCUGUCCAAGGACUUCCAUGCGCAGCAGCGGUGCUUGGUGGACCGUGCCCUUUGGCCCCUUAGUUUUCGCACUACAUAAUCAGGUCCAUUGCAGGGGCCUGAGGCUUUUACAAAAACAAUCAUGCGUGGCCUUGAAAAAUAUUCCUUCAUUAGGUUGUAGGUGUAUCUGUUAACUUCUUGUUUCUGUUUGAUAAUCAUUUAUAUAUUGUGCAUCUCUCUCUCUCUCUCUCUCCUUUACCUUUUAUCUUUUUUUUACACCAUAUUGUAUUACAAAUACAUUUAGUAUUCACCAGCAUAGCCACUCUCUACCUAAGAUGAUAUGCAAAAACUUUUCAUUACAAUAUGAAGUAAAGGUCUAUGAAGUAUAAGGAUGUUUUUGUGUAACUAAUGUAAAAAGAAACACAAAUUUUAUAAAAUUGUACAGGUUUUUCUUUCUUUUUCUUUUAAAAACUCGUCUUACAAGCCAAAGUAGGAAUCGCAAUAGUAUCAAGCGUAUUGGCCUUACAGUAUGUUUUUAAUCUAAGUUAAAAUCCUGACCUAGUUAUAGCUGUGCCACAAUGCCCUUAACAACAAAACUCAGUUGCCUGGAAUUGGGGGCUCCCACUUCAAAAUUAACACUAACACACAGGGGGACCCCAACCCACCCAAUGCCAGGGGAUAAACCAGUAUUGUGUUCAAUAGUCCGUGAGAUAAAAACUAUGUACAAAUGCAUUGUAUUUUAAAUAAAGGUUGGAUCUUUUAUUUAA